This is a messenger RNA of Penicillium angulare, 288 nucleotides long. RefSeq names its product U4/U6-U5 snRNP complex subunit LSM3. The transcript is spliced from 4 exons. Gene Ontology annotation, cellular component: P-body; U6 snRNP; catalytic step 2 spliceosome. The record is from RefSeq and is a predicted model, not a curated record. Bases 1 to 288 code for a protein of 95 amino acids. NCBI's taxonomy places the organism in Eukaryota, Fungi, Ascomycota, Eurotiomycetes, Eurotiales, Aspergillaceae. Gene Ontology annotation, biological process: P-body assembly; mRNA splicing, via spliceosome. Gene Ontology annotation, molecular function: RNA binding.
AUGGCCGAUACAGAGGAUGCAGGCGCAUCUGUUUCAGAGCCCUUGGACCUUGUCCGUCUUUCUCUCGAUGAGAUCGUUUUCGUGAAGCUGCGCGGUGACCGCGAACUCAAGGGCCGCCUCCACGCCUAUGAUAGCCACUGCAACCUGGUUCUGGGUGAUGUGGAGGAGAUCAUCUACGUGGUAGAGGAGGAUGAAAACGAAGAAGAAGUCACACGCACAAUCAAGAAGCAAGAAGAAAUGUUAUUUGUACGGGGUGAUUCCGUCGUUUUGAUUUCCCCCCAAGCUUGA